Notodromas monacha is the source of this 3096-nucleotide messenger RNA. The record is from the annotation of a GenBank genome assembly. Lineage: Eukaryota; Metazoa; Arthropoda; Ostracoda; Podocopida; Cyprididae.
UCAGUGUUUUUCAAUUUAUUUUGCAGGGUCGAAACUGAGCCCUUCGAAUGAGUUUUUUUUCUUCUUGAAAUAGUGUAGGAAAGAAUUUGUGCAGCCAUGUACAAUUUCAAGAAGAUCACGGUCGUGCCCACGGCGGCGGAUUUCAUCAACAUCAUGCUGAGCAAGACGCAGAGAAAAACGCCGACGGUGGUGCACAAACAUUACAAAAUAUCUCGUAUCCGUCAGUUUUACAUGCGCAAGGUCCGAUUCACGCAGCAGAAUUUUCACGACAGAUUGUCAAUGAUUUUGACUGAGUUUCCAAAGAUGGAGGAUAUUCACCCGUUUUAUGCGGAUUUGCUGAACGUUCUCUACGACAAAGACCAUUACAAACUGGCACUGGGCCAGAUCAACAUUGCACGCCACCUGAUCGACAAGUGGGUGACGUCGUCGCGUGUAGCGAAGGAUUAUGUACGGCUGAUGAAAUAUGGAGACUCUUUGUAUCGAUGCAAGCAGUUGAAAAAGGCUGCUUUGGGCAGGAUGGUGACAAUAAUGAAGCGACAGGCGAGCAGUUUGCAGUACUUGGAGCAUGUUCGACAGCACAUGUCUAGACUGCCGUCUAUAGACCCCAACACCAGGACUAUCAUUCUUUGUGGUUUCCCUAAUGUUGGAAAGUCCAGCUUCAUCAACAAGAUUACGAGAGCAGAUGUGGAAGUUCAACCCUAUUCUUUCACAACAAAGUCACUGUACGUGGGCCACACCGACUACAAGUAUCUGAAGUGGCAAGUGAUUGAUACACCCGGUCUUCUUGAUCAUCCCCUUGAAGAGAGAAACACAAUCGAAAUGCAAGCCAUCACGGCAUUGGCCCACAUUAGGGCUUGUGUGCUUUUCAUCAUGGAUCCAUCAGGUCAGUGUGGACACAACGUUGAAGACCAAAUCCGGCUUUUUGAGUCCGUGAAACCUCUCUUCGCAAACAAGCCUUUGCUGGUUGCCCUCAACAAAAGCGACGUGAUGCGCAGAUCCGAUAUGCACCCUGAUGAUGAAUCCCGGUUGACCAUUCUUGAGAAGGAAGGAAUACCCGUGAUGGAAAUGUCGACCGUGUCUGAACAGGGUGUGAGUGAGGUGAAAACCGAGGCUUGUGAACGUCUGCUGACCUACAGAGUAGAAAUGAAGCUCAAAGGCAAGAAGAUGGGCGAUAUUCUGAACAGACUCCACGUUGCUCUUCCAAAGGAGAGGGACUCGAUACAAAGACCACCGUGUAUCCCUGACGCUGUGCUUCUGAAAAAGAAGAACAAAGGAAUGGAAGUUGACGAAGAAGAUGCAAAAACUAGGAAACUGGAAAAAGAUUUAGAGCUCGAACUGGGUGAUGAUUAUUACCUGGAUCUGAAGAAGUGGUACGAUUUGCCCGAAGAAUAUCGUUGGGACAUCUUACCUGAAAUUUGGAACGGGCACAACAUCGCCGAUUUCAUGGAUCCCGCUAUUCAAGAGAAGUUUCAGAAGCUCUUGGAAGAAGAAGAAAUGCGGGAAAAGGCCGGGUUUUACGACGACGAAGUUGUUGAAGAGGACGACAAAAUGAAGUUCAUUCGCGCGACGGCUAAAAAGAUUCGCGAGAAGCGCAUGCUUUUAUCUAAUGAACAUCGAAUGACGAAGACGAGUACGAAGGCGAAGAUGCCAAGGCCUGGGAAAGUACGAGACCGGAGCGUGUCUCGGCUCCGUCGGGAAAUGUCUGACCUCGGCGUGAAUUUGCCGGGAAGGAAACGAAAGCGUGACAAUUCUAUGGACGUUGACGGCGGCGACGGUUUUGGAUCAAACUACGAACGAGCCGCCAGAUCCAGGUCACGACCGCCGCUGAAAAUGCUUCGCUCUGAAUCCGUCGUCAGGGCCAGGUCUACCAGCGUCUCCAGGGACAGGAGCGGUCUCAAGGAUGAAAAGGCAAUUACGAAGGUGAAAAAGAUUGCGAAAAAAGCUCAGUUGAAGAUGAACAGACAAGCAAGAAAGGGAGAAGGAGAUCGCGUUAUCCUCGACAUGAAACCCAAGCAUCUUUUUGCCGGCAAAAGAAAACAAGGCAAAACGGAUCGGGCGAAAAUAUUACGAGGAAUGAGAUCCCAAGACGUUCAUAAAAGAUUGUGGUUCAACUACGCGUCGGAAGCGCGCGAGAACUGGCCCGAAAGUCGGGAGAAGCUGGCCCAGGAUGAAGAAGACGAAGAGCCUGGAGCGUCGGACCGCAUGGGCGGUCAAAGUCAGUUGACACCGUCGCGAAAACGCCGUAGAGGGCCAAGUGCUACCCAUGCCCAAUACGAGAAGAUUGCCUUCCUUGGCGAAGGUCAGUUCGCCACGGUUUAUAAGGCGAAGCAUCCAGUGACUGGCAAAGUCGUCGCCGUGAAGAAGAUAAAAAUUGGCAGUAGGGCAGAAGCGGAAGACGGGAUCAAUCGAACGGCGUUGCGGGAAAUCAAAUUGCUUUACGAACUGAAUCACGAGAACAUCAUCGGACUGCUUGAUAUUUUUGGACAAGGUUCGAACAUAUCUUUGGUGAUUGAUUUCAUGGACACGGACCUGGAAGUGCUAAUUAAGGACACUGGAAUGGUCUUCACGCCGGGAAACGUAAAAGACUUCAUGAUUCAGACGCUGACUGGACUACAGUAUUUACACGAAAGGUGGAUUUUGCACCGAGACUUGAAACCCAAUAACCUGUUGCUGAACGAAGACGGGCUGCUGAAAAUCAGCGAUUUCGGGCUCGCCAAGGAAUACGGAGAUUCCAGUCGCCCCAUGACCCCGAUGGUGAUCACGCGCUGGUACCGACCCCCGGAGCUAUUGUUUGGGGCUCGGUGCUACUCGACAGGCGUUGACAUGUGGUCUGUAGGCUGCAUUCUGGCCGAGUUGCUGCUCCGAGCCCCGUUUUUUCCUGGAGAAUCUGACUUGCGCCAGCUGGAGAAAAUCUUCAGCGUCAUGGGGACUCCAACUGAAGAGAUUUGGCCGGGUGUGACGCAGUUGAGCGAUUACGUGCGAUUCGAGCCACAGCAGCCACACCGGCUAGAGGACAUUUUCAGCGCUGCACCAAGCGAUUUGAUCUACCUGCUUUAUUCCAUGCUGACUGGUCUCGUGAAGCGUCUGGAAUUCUGA